AUGCCGCCGAUCCCAUCGAUCUUCGCUCUCCAUGCUUUCCGCGCCAUCACACGCCACGCCCUCUCCAAACCACUCUCAUCCUCCCCCAUCCUCCACAAAGCCAGUGCCCCAUCAUCACGACUCUUUAGCACAACUCCCACGCGUAGCGCGACUCUCAACCAAGUUCGCACGAACCGUCGACGACCCAAGAAAGCCCGUCACGCAGUCUCCCCGGCUCUCGCGGCUCAACAACGACCUGAAAUGAAAGGCGUGUGUCUCAAAGUGGGCGUCACAAAACCUAAGAAACCGAACUCCGGACAGCGCAAGACGGCCAAAGUACGACUGUCAAACGGCAAGGUCAUAUCCGCGUAUAUCCCCGGCGAGGGGCACAAUGUGCAGCAGCACAGUGUAGUGUUGGUCAGAGGCGGUAGAAGUCAGGAUUGUCCCGGUGUGCGGUAUCAUCUUGUUAGAGGAGCUUUUGAUUUGGGUGGUGUACCUAGUCGAGCGACGAGUCGGUCGAAGUACGGCACGAAGAAGCCUAAGACUGCUCGGGUUUAG
Exophiala viscosa is the source of this 537-nucleotide messenger RNA. RefSeq names its product 30S ribosomal protein S12. Gene Ontology annotation, molecular function: structural constituent of ribosome. The transcript has 2 exons. NCBI's taxonomy places the organism in Eukaryota, Fungi, Ascomycota, Eurotiomycetes, Chaetothyriales, Herpotrichiellaceae. Bases 1 to 537 code for a protein of 178 amino acids. Gene Ontology annotation, biological process: translation. The record is from RefSeq and is a predicted model, not a curated record. Gene Ontology annotation, cellular component: ribosome; small ribosomal subunit.